CGGUUGAUUUACACGGUUUAAGGGGUAUUAACAUGCUUUUUAAUAGUGCUGCGAUAAAUACCUAGGUAUUGAUUUGUAUUCAAACGGAAGAUCAUUUCGCAUAACCCACCCAUCUAUAUCAUUACAUCACUCAGACAAUAAUCAAUAUGGAGUCGAUCAACAUGUUGAUUACCCGUGGCAAAUCUGUUCUUGCAGCUCGCGAUUUCUCCGAGGAUUCCGAUUCCUGGGAUUCGGCCAUGAACGCGACCCUCGCUCUACUGGGCCUCGCUUUAUUCGGCUUGGCUCUAGUCGGCGGUCUAUUGAUGCUACAGCGCCUCCGCCGACGACAGCAGCUUCAUGACCAGACACUGCCUAAAUACAAUGACAUUGAGCACGAGGCUGGUAGAAACACGCGCCGAUUGACCAUUCAAACACCUGAGGGCAAGUCGAGCAUUGUCCUGGUCAAUGGUCGUCCCAUGCUGGCUGACCCUCACUCACCACCUCAUUCGCCUAGCAACGUUCCCGCCAUUCACAUUACCUUUCCGGAUGAGCAAGAUGAGCAGGGUCGCCGCAAGAAUGGCCGCGUACUUCUCGUCCGUGUGGGCGAGACCACAGUUGGCCUCGAACCCCUCCAAGAGGAGCAACUGCCCGCUUAUGAAAAAGAAGGCAAGGAUGCCUUCAUCUCAAUUGAUAUGGACCGUAUUGGUGGUUUGAAAGAAAAGAAUAGUUCAAGUUUCGCAUGAGCUAUACCCAACGCCACCGGUCGCCUUUCCCCCUUCUAAACCAUUAUUUUUACACCCAAUGAUCCGACCAUCAGACACUACCUUAUAUCCUGUGCCCGGGUCUAAGGGACACAUUUACAUACACGCUUCACGAUCAAUGCUUUACAUUUUACUCCCUCCA
Molecule: messenger RNA, 882 nt
Organism: Xylaria bambusicola
Lineage: Eukaryota; Fungi; Ascomycota; Sordariomycetes; Xylariales; Xylariaceae
Exons: 1
Coding region: 147-722 (191 amino acids)
Source: RefSeq, a predicted model, not a curated record